AUGGUGGAUAUCGCGACCUGCAGCUCGCAGUUCGGGAGUCCAGCGGCCACAGGGCCUUCGGCACUUACGUCGGAAACGCGUUGCCUCUUGAUCUCGAACGAGAUCAAGAGGGAACGCGUUUCCGACGUAAGUGCCGACGACGAUCUCGGAUGUCGAAACACAUUGGAGUGGGCCAAGAAAGAUGCCGAGUCAGUGCUUCGUGUGCCGAAUGAGAACGUCGACCCGUUGCUCCACAAGGCGGCCGCACAGGGCAACUCCGAUAUGCUGCAGCGCUUCAAACAAAAUCGUGCGAAUGUGAACCUCCAGGAAAAGACUACUGAGCGCACAGCCCUGCACGAGGUGAUGGACCAGGGCCAUUUUUGCGCAUCAUGGGCCCUGAUCUCAGCGGAAGCUCGACAAGACUUACCGUACGUCUUGUCGUGCGUCUCCAUGUCAUGGACACGCACCUCGCCAUGGUUGGGUGUGAAGGAACUUCGAUCGGCCAAAGAGAAUUUCCAGCGCAUUGUGGAACAGCGGUGGAAGAACGGCCACACUUCCGUCGUAAGGCAUCUGCUGAUCUUCACUUGCAGGCACUUGGCUGAAGGAGGAGGUGAGCAGCAAGAAUGCCAUGUCGAGUUUCUCGUCCACAAUAUGGCGACAAAGCAUGAGAUCGCCAACGACGUUCCUGCUGCUUUUCGUUUCCUGGAGCAGCAGGAGGCUGCGUGGAGGUGCGCCUCCAUGCUGUCGCAGUCCUUGGGCGUGGCGGAGCUACGAUGCGCCAUCGAGGAGCUCGAUGAGGAGGUUCAAGAAAUGAUUCAAGAAAAGCUCAGGAACAGCUUGGAGAUCGUCUCUGCGGCCUACGACGGUAAUGCGCAGAAGGUCGUCGAACUAUUGUGCAACUGGGCGAAUCCCAACAGUGCCAACCACAACGGGAAACAUGCGCUCCACUGCGCACUGGCUCAUGGCCACACCGCUAUGGCCGACAUUUGGCUGAAGGAGAGUCACGACAAGACUGCUUUCGACGUCGCUCUGGAAGUUGCAGCCUGCAACUUCCAAAGCGACGUCCAAAGCAUUCUUGUCGUGACUCUCCUUCAGCCAGAUGACUACAGAAACAAUGCAGGCUUGACGCUGCUGAUGUUGUUGCUGAGGCAUGGGCAAAUUCGGGACCUCAUCAAGCGGUUUGCCUAUGUCGAUGACUACAAGUCCGUCCCUGCAGUUUUGAAGGGCCGGAUCGAGCUUGACCUUGGUGGCUACGGGCUGGGCUACCGUGGCAUGUGCCGGUUCAGGUCCGGACCAAUUUUUAUGCAGCCUGUCAUGAAAGGCUUUGACUAUGACCACAAGUUCUGCGCAGACGCCAUGGGAAACGCUUGCUCGGAUGGUUGCUUCGGCAUGUUGGGCAGCAAAAAGGUUUCGCAGCUCAAGGCCUGCAAGCAGGACCUCAAGAAGUUCAUUGACAGCAAGAACUGUCAUCCGAUCAUGGUGCGCUUGGCUUGGCAUGACUCCGGAACCUACGAUCAGCGCAUCAAGGACUUCCCUGAGCGAGGUGGCGCCAAUGGUGCGAUCAGGUUUGACGGCGAGAUGAACUUCGGUGCCAAUGCCGGCCUGGACAAGGCAAAGGGCUUUCUCGAUGAGUUUGCGAAAAAGUACCCCGAGAUUUCCUGGGCUGACCUGAUCCAGAUGGCGUCUGCCGUUGCCAUCGAAUGUGCCGGUGGCCCUGCCAUUGACAUGAAGUACGGCCGAGUGGCAGUAUGUUGCAACAACGACUGCGUGAAAUCAGAUUCGAGGGAGGGCUUCGGAGGCAAUGCAGGGCUUCCCGACGCCAAGCCUCCCUUUGGCUGCGGGGCGCCGACGGCUGCACAGCAUCUUCGCAAUGUAUUCACGAAGAAGAUGGGCUUCACAGAUCAGGAAAUCGUGGCACUGUCUGGCGCCCACACCAUCGGCCGCGCUUUCAAGGAGCGCAGUGGCACCUGCCCUUUCGGCUAUGGUGAGCAGUCCGCAUCGAAGUACACCAAGUCCGAUUGCAUAGCACGGAAGGAUGGCAGCAAAGGUGUUGGAAUGGUUGGCGGUGCUGCUUGGACGAAGAACUGGCUGACAUUCGACAACAGCUAUUUCAAGGACUACAAGCUUUCCGACCAGAACCUGCUUUGGUUCCCAACGGACGAGGCUCUUCACACAGAUCCCGAGUUCAAGAAGUACUUCGAGCUCUAUGCUAAGGACCAGGAUGCCUUCUUCAAGGACUAUGCCAAGGCCCACAAGAAGCUGAGUGAACUGGGCGCCAAGUUUGCUUGGACUCUCGAUACCGACGGUUACUUCCCAACGGACAUCCUCUCCGAUCCCUUGGAGCGGAUGUGGCGCGAAGACCGCGUGAAUUUCCAACCCGUCUUCACAACCCUCGACGAGCUUCUUCAAUUUGCAAACAAGCACAAGCACCACUUCUUCAGCCUGGUUGAACGGGUCGCGAAAGAGACUGGGGCCACUUACUUUCUUCAAUCUCCAUUUGAAAGGCCAAGAUCAAGCUCCAUUGGAUGGUGGAUAUCGCGAGCUGCAGCUCACAGUUCGGGAGGUGGUUUAAUCUGCCAGCUUCAAUUGACCACGAAAUACAUGCUCUUCACGAAGGAAUCCAGCGGCCACAGGGCCUUCGAGUGA
This is a messenger RNA of Symbiodinium sp. CCMP2456, 2625 nucleotides long. NCBI's taxonomy places the organism in Eukaryota, Dinophyceae, Suessiales, Symbiodiniaceae. The record is from the annotation of a GenBank genome assembly.